GUAAACAGCAUCUCCCGGAAGCUGUACCGCUCCGCUGUCUCUGAAGUCUUGUGUUUCCUGUUUACGGGCGGGAAGAGCGAACGAACCUGAACCUUCGGUCUAUUUUGUGACUAUUACGACUUCUAUUCAGUUGCACAACUGUUUCAUUUGUGCUCUUUAAGGGAUCGCUAGUAAUUCUGUUUGUCCUUACUUACUUUCUUGGAAUUUGGAUAUACCUGUACAUUCAAUCGUUGCUGAAGUUUAAAGGGAUUUGGGGUGCAAAACAGAUGGAGGACCCUGCAGACUCUGGCGGCGGCACUGCAGUUUCAACGGGCCCCUCGAUGUUAGUGACGGAGAUCCGCUGUCCUGCAGGGGCCCGUCCUCUCCGGUUGUUGGAGUGGAAAGUUAAACCGGGAUCCCUUGUAAAUGUCGACUCUGUACUUGCGUUGUGUGCUCCUAUCCCAGUGGAGAAGGAGGCCGGAUCUGAACCACGGGAGCAGUCGAACAGGCUGCCGGAGAAGAAGGUGAAAUCGGACCGUGCCGGAGUAGUGAGAGAGCUGUGCUGUCAACUUGGACAGGUCAUCUCCCCAGGGGCGGUGCUCGCGCGAAUAGAAGAAUGCAGCCAUCCCAUCGUCAUGAAGGGACUGUGUGCCGAAUGUGGCCAGGACCUAACGCAGCUUCAGAACAAGAAUGGGAAGCAGCAGGUCCCUAUCUCCACGGCUACGGUCUCCAUGGUGCACAGUGUUCCGGAGCUAAUGGUCAGCUCGGAGCAAGCGGAGCAGUUGGGCAGGGAGGAUCAGCAGCGUCUGCACUGCAACAGGAAGCUGGUUCUGAUGGUGGACCUGGAUCAGACACUGAUCCAUACCACAGAACAGCACUGCCAACGCAUGUCUAACAAGGGAAUCUUCCAUUUCCAGCUGGGGCGCGGAGAGCCCAUGCUGCACACACGGCUCCGCCCGCACUGCAAGGACUUCCUGGAGAAGAUUGCCAAGCUGUACGAGCUGCACGUCUUUACCUUCGGCAGCCGGCUCUACGCGCACACCAUAGCAGGCUUCCUGGACCCAGAAAAGAAGCUCUUUUCUCACCGGAUUCUGUCCAGGGACGAGUGCAUUGAUCCGUACUCCAAAACAGGAAACUUGAGGAAUCUGUUUCCCUGUGGUGAUUCCAUGGUCUGCAUUAUUGACGAUCGGGAAGACGUGUGGAAAUUUGCACCCAACCUAAUCACGGUGAAAAAAUACACCUACUUCCAGGGCACGGGGGACAUCAAUGCCCCUCCUGGAUCCAGGGAAGCCCAAAUGGCAAAGAAAGCAGCGAAUCACGUAAACAGGACGGCGGAGAGCUCUGCGGCGGCGCCGGGGGCGACGCCGGCCAAGGACGGGGAGAAGGACGGGGAGGAGGACGGGGUGUCGGGGCAGGAGGAGCACAGCAACGGUCUCGGGGGUCAGGGGAAGGAGCGCAACGGCGGGCGGAGUGCGGGCGAGCCGGAGGAGCUGGCCGCCACGCCUCAGGGAAGGCCCAAUGAGCGGACUCACUCAGGCAGGGAGGGGGCGUCGGACAGUUCACAGGUAAACGACACGGCGAAUGUAAAGGAAGACGACGGCGGCAGCUCGGCGGCGGAGGCGCCCGCCAUGGCCGGUGCGGCCUCGGACAGGACUGCCAACGAACUGGACUUUGACCUCUCCAGUGACAGCGACAGCGAGCCGGUCCCAGGACACUCGUCCUCGUCAGACAGCGAGGGCGACGGGAAGGCCAAGGACCUUGACGGGGCGGAACCGGCCGUCGACGCGGAUAGAGGCGCGGCCGAAAAGCAGCCGGCUGCUGGGGAGGACACUUUGGGCGGGAUCCCCCUCGCCACCGAACAGGAAGGCCUCCGGGAGCUGGGCAACGGUUGCCCGGCCAAAAAGGAGGCGGAGACUGAAUCGCAGAACAGUGAGCAGUCGGGUUUGACCAUGGGGGAGGAGUCUCUGGACCAGAGUAUGGAGGAGGAGGAAGAGGAGGAGCCCGACUUGGACCAGGACGACCACUUGAUCUACCUCGAGGAGAUCCUGGCCCGCAUCCACAGGGAGUACUUUGCCAGGUAUGAUGACUUCCUGGCCAAGAAGAGCGUCGAGGUGCCUGACAUCAGGAAGAUUGUCCCUGAGCUCAAGAGCAAGUCCUUGGAAGGGACGACCAUUGUGUUCAGUGGCCUGUAUCCCACCAACUAUCCCAUGGAGAGGACACGGGAGUCCUACCAUGCCAAAGCCCUGGGAGCCAAGAUUGGCAAACAUCUCCUUCUUAGCCCCAAAGACCCAAACCGAACAACACACCUCAUCGCUGCACGAGCUGGCACAGAGAAAGUGCGGCAGGCCCAAGGCUGCAGACACCUGCAGGUGGUGAACCCCGACUGGCUGUGGGGCUGUCUGGAACGCUGGGAGAAAGUGGAGGAGCAGCUCUUUCCCCUUAAAGAGGACUACAUCAAAGCACCACGGAGCAACAGCCCGGCCACGUUUCCUGACGUCCAAGGGGCCUUUCAGACGCCGUUGUUCCACCCGAUGCCCAUCCACCCCAAAACGCUAGCAGCUCCGGAGGUGCGGACAUACGACCCCGUAACUGGGAAGCUGAUCCGAAGGGGGUCACAGCCUGGAGCGCGCCAGCCUGCCUACAUUCAGGCCCCCGGACCCCCUGUAGUGCUGCCCGUGCAUGGGGAGCAGUCAUCCUUCAGGGUGGUACAGCAGCAGGACGAGACCCCCGGCUCCAGUCGGGAUGAGGAACAGGCCGGCCCCUCGCGCAGGAAACGGCAGCCCAGCAUGUCGGAGACCAUGCCCCUCUACACCCUGUGCAAGGAGGACCUGGAGAGCAUGGACAGGGAGGUGGAUGACAUCCUCGGAGAAGAGAGCGACAAUGAGAGUGAAGGUGGAGGAAAAGAGGAGCGGUUGGAAGGGGAAGGGGAAGAAGAGGGCGAGGCGGAGGCUGGCCCCCAGGUUUCGGACGGAGAGCACAAGAAGGCCCUGGGAACGCUCACCGAGGAAAGGACGGCCACGCCCUCCAGCGACGAAGGCAGUCUGACCGGCAGUGUGCCCAGGGGUCACAAACGCAAGCUGGAGGAGACCAGGGAGGAAGGGGAGGGCGACUCGGCCAGCGACACCAGCAAGGAGUCCAACGAGGACGAGGAGGGCAGCAGCUCAGAGGCGGACGAAAUGGCCGCCGCCUUGGAGGCAGAGCUCAACGACUUCAUGUGACUCCUCGCAGAGACCAACAUUAAAGAACAUUCUGUCAAAACAAAACACUUUCACCCACACCGAGGUACCUGAGCAAAUGAAACAUUUGUGUGUGAGUGCGUGUGCGAGUCAGAGGUAUGAGAAAUAUUAUGUUUCCGGGUGGGUGAGGGUCAGGCUGGUCUGAGGUGUUAUUUGUGUAUAAACAUUUAUGAAGUUGUAGAAUAGAGAUUUUUAGAGUUAUGAAUCAGAACCACAGAGGUAAUGUUUUAUUGUGAAUUAAAAUAGUGCGGGGACUUUCCAGGUUUCUUUCAUUUUGAGUUAUUGUGUUUUGUUACAUUUUUUAUAUGUAAAUGAAAAAAAUAUAUAAAAAGAAAUAAUGAAAACAAUUGGUCAUAUAUGCCAAAGAGUUUAAAAGGCACAUCUGAGCCUGCAGCUAAAACACAUUUUACCUGUAAAAGCUUUUUUUUUUUUUUUUUUUUUUUUUUUAGGCUUUUAAACAGUGAAAGUGGGGGGUUAAUAUUGUUACCAGCAGUAUAGCCAAAUUGGCCUGAAUGUGUUGAUUAAGGCCAUUUCCCCCCCCUCCCCCCCCAUCCAGCCCGCCCACACACACACACACACAUAGACACACACACACUCAUAUAUAUAUACACACACACACACACACACACACACACGAUAUGUGCACUUCAAGGUGGCUUGUGCAUCAGGACUAGGUAUGAAAGUGAAUGAUGUCUAAUGUUAAAUUACAAUAGGGUAAUUACCUGGGGUAGGUCAGUUUUGGUCGCAGCCAAUCACGACCCCCGGUGCCCCAUUGAUUUGCACUCAGUCCAGCCCCAGUUGGUUUUAGACCAGACUGAAGGGUAAUCCUGGCCUCCUGUUGGCUUCUGCAGAGGAGAAGUGGGCAAAGCACUGUGCUACCCUACUGUACAGCAUUCAGUGUACCUGUAACUGUAGGCUACUGCUUUAGUGUACCCUCAGCCACUUAGUUUAAAGAAAAAAAAAAAAAGAAAAAAAAACUUGCGUUGUAUUAUGUUUGACUUCUCUCUUUCUGCUUGUUUUUUUGUGAUUUUUUUUUUAUGUUUAAUGAAAAGCCUGAUGUAAAGUUUUUGUAUAUUCUAUUUCAUACUUGACCAGACAAAAAGAUUCUUUGCAUCUAAUAAAGAUUUGUUUUUUCUUUUUUU
This is a messenger RNA of Conger conger (European conger), 4357 nucleotides long. RefSeq names its product CTD (carboxy-terminal domain, RNA polymerase II, polypeptide A) phosphatase, subunit 1 (gene ctdp1). The transcript is spliced from 13 exons. Gene Ontology annotation, molecular function: RNA polymerase II CTD heptapeptide repeat phosphatase activity. Gene Ontology annotation, cellular component: nucleus. NCBI's taxonomy places the organism in Eukaryota, Metazoa, Chordata, Actinopteri, Anguilliformes, Congridae. The coding region runs from base 267 to 3197 and encodes 976 amino acids. The record is from RefSeq and is a predicted model, not a curated record.